AUGGCCAAUAAACAGCCAAAUAGUAGUGGAAAAUCCAAAUCAAUAACUCAAAAGAAGGGUAUUUCUAUGAGUUCGAAAAAGAAUGCAAACCUGUCGACACCACAAAACUUGAAUACUGGAAAUAAUAAGAGCAAAAGGUUACCUAAGCAGGAAGAAAAAGAAGAAAGCACCGAUUCAGAGGACGAAACCUCAAACUCUUCUGAAAGUGACGAUAGCUCAAGUGAGGUUUCGUCUAAUGACUCGUCGGUUGACGAACCCGCAAAAACUAGUCUUAAAAAAGAUACAGCUAAUAAAAUUUUUGAAAGUAAUCAAACAAAAGAAACUUCUAGUGACGAAGAUUCCGAAGAUAGUGAGGAGGAAGAAGUUAAAAAUAAUAAAAAAGUUACUGACAAGGAAGAUAGUAGCGAGGAAGAUAGUAGUGCGGAAGAAUCCGAAGAUAAUUCUAAUAAUAUCUCAAAAGAAAAAAUUGGUUUGAAAGAGCUGCAAUCUAAUGAUAAGAGUGAGGAAGAAAGUGAUGACUCUUCUGAUAGCAGUUCAGAAGAUGAAGAAUUAGCAGAGACAGAAAAAAGAAAGUCUUUAAAUAACAAAUCUAGUGAUGCAAACUCUGAUGAAUCCAAUAACGAAGCCAUUGACGCACCACAACUUAAAAAAUCUAAUGCCAAUGCACAACAAACUUCCAGAUUCGAUAAUAAACGGAAAGCUUCGCAACAAGAACCCACUCCUUCCAAAAAACCAAAAACAAAUGUUUCUGAUCAAGGAACUUCUAUCUUUAUAGGAAAUUUAUCCUUUAACACGGAUAGGGAAUCUUUGCAACAAGCAUUUUCUCAAUUCGAAAUUGCAGAUGUUCGUGUAAUAACCGAUCGAGAAACAGGCAGGUCAAAAGGCUUUGGAUACAUAGAUUUUGUAAAUUCUGAAGAUGCUCAGGCUGCCAUGGAAUUAUCUGGCCAAAGAGUAGACGGAAGAGAAAUCAGAAUUGACAUUGCUAAUUCAAAAUCUCCUUCAAAAAACCGUUCUAACUUCAGUGACAAUACCAAUCAUCGAGAUGGUCAAGGCAGUUCCACCAUAUAUGUUGGUGGUUUGUCCUAUAAUAUCAACGAAGGUCAGCUUGCCGAAUUUUUCGAGGAAUGUGGUGAAAUAAAGUCCAUAAGACUUCCAAAGUUCCCAGAUACUCAACGUCCUAAAGGGUUUGGUUAUGUUGAAUUCACAGAUACGAAUGCUGUGAAUGCAGCACUUGAAUUGAAUGGUAAAGAUUUAUUGGGGCGCACAGUUCGUAUCGACAUUGCUUCCGAACGCGACUCCAAAGGUGUUGCUAAUGGUAAUGGUUUCUCAGGUCGUGGUAGUAAUCGUAGGGAUAAUCGUGGAGGUCGAGGCGGUGGUCAUCGCGGACUUGGUUUCAAUGGAGGAAGGGGCGGUAGAGGUGGUAGAGGUAGUAGAGGUGUAAGAUUUAAUCCAGCAGCAGCGAAUCGAGGUGCUAUUGUAGCAAGUCAGGGCAAAAAAAUUAAAUUUGACUAA
This is a messenger RNA of Ambispora leptoticha, 1512 nucleotides long. NCBI's taxonomy places the organism in Eukaryota, Fungi, Glomeromycota, Glomeromycetes, Archaeosporales, Ambisporaceae. The record is from the annotation of a GenBank genome assembly.